This is a messenger RNA of Cuscuta campestris, 4845 nucleotides long. NCBI's taxonomy places the organism in Eukaryota, Viridiplantae, Streptophyta, Magnoliopsida, Solanales, Convolvulaceae. The record is from the annotation of a GenBank genome assembly.
AGGGUUCUUGAAAGAAGGUGCAUAGGUUAUUUUCAAUUUGAUUAGAACAUGACCUUGUGUAGGCAUGACAGGCAGGCUGUCUUACCUUGAUACAAUUUUAUCUUUUGAUAUCAUUUGCAGAGUUGAUUUAGAAUUCCCAAAGGUGGAUGUUCGGUUUCAAGAUCUAAAGGUAGAUGCAUUCGUUCAUGAAGGGAGCAGAGCAUUGCCAACCAUCCCAAAUUUCAUAUUCAACAUGACCGAGGCUUUUUUGAGAAAGUUGAGGAUAUUUCCCAGCCGGAGACGGAAGAGACUGUCCAUCCUAAAUAACAUCAGUGGUAUCCUCCGACCAUCAAGGUUGACUCUUCUUCUUGGCCCUCCAAGCUCUGGGAAGACUACAUUGCUUUUGGCUCUUGCUGGGCGCCUUGGACCUGGUUUGAAGAUGUCAGGGAAUAUUACAUACAAUGGGCAUAGUCUGAAAGAGUUUGUGCCUCAGAGAACGUCUGCUUAUGUCAGCCAGAAGGACUGCCACAUUGCAGAGAUGACAGUAAGGGAGACAGUCGAGUUCUCUGGACGUUGUCAGGGAAAUGGCUUUAAGCAUGAUUUGCUAAUGGAACUCUUGAGAAGAGAGAAAAUUGCCGGAGUUACCCCUGAUCCUGAUCUUGAUAUGUUUAUUAAGGCAGUGGCACUGGGAGAGCAGACACACAUUGUUGUGGAUUACAUUCUAAAGAUUUUAGGAUUGGAUACUUGUGCAAAUACAUUAGUGGGAGACGAAAUGCUCAAAGGGAUCUCAGGCGGACAAAAGAAGCGCCUUACAACAGGUGAAUUGCUAGUGGGAAGUUCAAGGGUACUAUUAAUGGAUGAGAUUUCAACAGGCCUAGAUAGUUCAACCACCUAUCAAAUCAUCAAGUAUCUUAAGCAUUCAACUCAUGCUUUCAAUGGGACUACACUAGUUUCUCUCCUGCAACCGGAUCCUGAAACUUACAGCCUGUUUGAUGAUGUCAUUCUGCUGAGCGAAGGGCAGAUCAUAUAUCAGGGUCCUCGAGAAAAUGCUCUUGAUUUCUUUAUGUUUAAUGGUUUUAGAUGCCCUCCUAGAAAAAACAUAGCUGAUUUUCUACAAGAGGUCACAUCUGAAAAGGAUCAAGGCCAGUACUGGUGCCUUAAUAGCCAGUACCGCUAUAUACCUGCAACGAAAUUUGUUGAAAACUUCAGAACCUUUCACAUUGGUAAGUCUUUGACAGAUGAGCUGAAAACUUCAAUGGGAAAGUGUUGUAGUGAGACAGCAGUGUUGUCAAAAAGAACGUACGGUGUGGAAAGGGCCGAGCUUCUAAAGAUUGGUUUCCAGUGGCAGAAGCUACUUUUGAAGCGAAAUGCAUUUGUUUUUGCUUUUAAAUUCAUCCAGCUCUUUAUGAUCAUUUCGAUCAUGAUGAGUGUAUUUUUUCGGUCAACAAUGCAUCACGAUACACUCGAAGAUGGAGCAAUAUAUCUUGGUGCACUCUACUUUGCAAUCCUUAUGGUUCUCUUCAAUGGAUUUUUGGAGGUUCCCAUGAUAAUAGCCAAGCUUCCGGUUCUUUAUAAACACAGAGAUCUUCGGCUAUACCCAUGUUGGACAUUUACCUUUCCUUCUUGGAUUUUGAGUAUCCCUACUUCACUUGCAGAAUCUGUGAUAUGGGUUGCAGCCACAUAUUAUACCGUUGGCUUUGAUCCUCAAAUAACAAGGUGCCUCAAGCAAUUUCUGGUGUAUUUCUCCUUGCACCAAAUGUCAAUUGGUCUUUUCCGUGUGAUGGCAUCACUAGGCCGAAGCAUGGUAGUAGCUAACACUUUUGGAUCAUUUGCAAUGUUGGUAGUCAUGGCUCUUGGUGGAUUUGUUCUUUCCAAAGAUUGCAUCCCCAGUUGGUGGAUUUGGGGUUACUGGUUUUCUCCACUGAUGUAUGCCCAGAAUGCAGCUUCUGUGAACGAGUUUCGAGGCCAUUCUUGGGAUAAGACCGGGGACACUGCUUUGCCGUUGGGUAAGAUGUUAAUGAAGGUCCGCAGCUUAUAUUCAGAAGAUUACUGGUAUUGGAUCGGAGUCGGUGCCUUGCUUGGAUAUACAGUAUUGUUCAACAUUCUCUUCACCUUAUUUCUGACUUACCUUAACCCUAUUGGGAGCCAACGAGCGGUUGCUCCUAAGAGGAAGCUGAAAUAUUGUGGGAAUGGCCAAGAAAAUGAACCCAGUAGCAUCAUCGAGCUUUCAGAAUAUUUGCAGCACUCGCCCUCCUCCUAUUCAGGGAAGGACGUUAAGAAUGGGAUGGUUCUUCCAUUUCAGCCUCUUUCCAUGUCUUUCAGUAACAUCAACUAUUACGUGGAUACCCCUCUGGAACUUAAAAGUGAAGGGAUAAAAGAGGAAAGAUUGCAGCUUUUGGUGAACGUCAGUGGAGCAUUUCGUCCGGGGGUGCUUACUGCACUAGUGGGGGUUAGUGGUGCUGGGAAAACUACACUAAUGGAUGUUUUGGCAGGUAGAAAAACAGGUGGGCAUAUUGAAGGUGAUAUAUUCAUUUCUGGCCAUCCCAAGAAACAAGAAACUUUUGCAAGAGUCUCCGGUUACUGUGAGCAGAACGAUGUUCAUUCCCCUUGCUUAACUGUCAAUGAGUCCAUUCUGUUUUCUGCUUGGCUCCGUCUCUCCUCUCAAAUAGACUUGAAAACACAAAAGGCUUUUGUGGAGGAGGUAAUGGAGCUAGUUGAGUUGACUCCUUUAGGGGGGGCAUUGGUUGGCCUUCCAGGGGUUGAUGGGCUUUCAACCGAGCAAAGGAAACGUUUGACAAUUGCCAUCGAGCUUGUUGCGAACCCAUCCAUAGUUUUCAUGGAUGAACCAACUUCUGGGCUGGAUGCCAGGGCUGCUGCCAUUGUCAUGAGAACUGUGAGGAACAUUGUUGACACUGGAAGGACCAUUGUGUGCACAAUUCAUCAGCCCAGCAUAGACAUCUUUGAAGCAUUUGAUGAGCUUUUGCUUAUGAAACGAGGCGGGGAGCUCAUCUAUGGCGGUCCAUUGGGCACUGAUUCCCAAAAACUCAUUCAGUAUUUUGAGGCAAUUGAAGGAGUUCCUAAAAUUCGUGCCGGAUACAACCCUGCAGCUUGGGUUCUUGAGGUCACUUCUCCAGCAGAGGAAAGCCGCCUUGGUUUGGACUUUGCAGACAUUUAUCAUAAAUCAAACCUGUUCCAGGAAAAUAAGGAUAUGGUGGAGAGAUUAAGCAAACCAAACACAGCUUCAGCGGAACUAAACUUCCCAAGAAAAUAUUCCCAGUCAUUUUCUGGCCAGUUUUGGGCAUGUCUUUGGAAGCAGAACCUGUCCUACUGGCGAAACCCACAAUACACCGCUGUUCGCUUCUUCUACACUGUCAUCAUCUCAUUGAUGUUUGGUUCCAUAUGCUGGAAAUUCGGUUCCAAAAGGGACACUCAACAAGACAUACUGAACGCCAUGGGAUCAAUGUAUGCAGCAGUUCUUUUCAUUGGAAUCACAAACGCCUCUUCGGUUCAGCCCGUGGUUUACACCGAAAGAUUCGUUUCAUACAGAGAGAGAGCUGCAGGAAUGUAUUCUGCUCUACCAUUUGCUUUUGCACAGGUUACGGUUGAGUUCCCUUAUGUGUUCAUACAGACACUCAUCUACAGCUCCAUAUUCUACUCGAUGGCGUCUUUCGAGUGGAGUGUUUGGAAGUUUAUUUGGUACAUAUGUUUCAUGUUCCUCACCUUACUAUACUUCACUUUGUUUGGGAUGAUGACUACGGCUGUCACUCCAAACCACAACGUCGCAGCCAUAGUUGCUGCGCCGUUCUAUAUGAUGUGGAACCUUUUCAGCGGCUUCAUGAUUUCUCGCAUGAGAAUCCCAAUAUGGUGGAGAUGGUACUACUGGGCGAAUCCGGUUGCGUGGAGUCUGUAUGGGCUUUUGACAUCUCAGUAUGGAGAUGUGAGUGAGCAUGUAAAACUAGCAGACGGCGUCAAUUCUGUGCCAAUCAAACAGUUUCUCAGGCAACAGUUUGGGUUCAGGCAUGAGUUCCUCGGCGUUGCCAUUAUAGCCGUGGCUGGUUUCUGCCUGGUUUUUGCCCUCACUUUCGGUUUUGCUAUCAAAUACUUCAACUUCCAGAGAAGGUGACCCAAAGGUGGCUACUUAGCUCGAAGCAAACCAAACAAGGUAACAUCAAAACCAAACACGCCCUUAGCUUUCUCGAUCUGCACUACCAUUGGUUUCGUAAUGCAUUUUUAUGACCCACUAUCAUUGGAUUCGAGUCGACCCAUGCGGUUAUGAGCGUUUAUAUUAAGAAUAUUGAUACUACCACUUGUAUUUUGCAUUAGAAUGUAAUAAAAUAUAAAAAAAUAUAUAUUAGAGAAUACUGGUACUAGCACUUAUAUUUCUCUUUGAUCUUCCUUUUAAUUUUUUUUUCAGUUUAUCAAAGAGAGAAAUAGAGGAACAACAACUUUGUCAUUGUUGCAGAUUAAUAAUGGUGCAACAUCUAUAGAAAUAGGGUGAAAUUUUAGCCCGGCCUAGUAGUAUGUAGCGGUUAUGUUGGUGUUGGGUGACGAUGAAGAUUGUAGUGGUGAGGGGCUGAGGGCAGGUGGUGGGGCACGAUGGUGAUUGUUGGUAGUGACAGAUGCCCAUCCUCGACGAGUUGUGGUGGACAUCAACAAUGGUUUCUUAUCGACGGUGAUGGUGGCAGUAUUUUGCUACAACUUGGCCAUCGAGACUAUAAUAGUGGUAACCGCCAACAUCGGUGGGGUGCGUUGUUGUCGACUGCCGUGAUGGUGGGCGGCCGAUAGUGGUUGUGGUUGUUGGCAACAACGAGUAGUCGUCGGUAACGACAUUAGUUGUGACAUGUAGCGACAAUGUUUGGCCAAUGG